AUGGAUCGCCAUACACCAUUUUCAACACCUCCAAAAUUCUAUAAUACACUCGAUAGACCACCGCAAAAAAGAAUGCAAAGGAUAAAUUUGGAUUCGAGGAAGAAACUUACCAAAGGAAUUCGUGUUUCUUCAGUUUAUAGACAUAAUACUGUAAUUGAAGAUUCGAUUUCAGAUAGAACUUUGAGGUCAUCGUUUUUGAUUAUUACCAUAUUUUUCAUUUCAUCGUUUGCUUUCUCAUUUUUCAUUACUCCAUCAGAAAAUAUAAUCAAAUCUCAUGCCAUAGAUUGGGUGAAUGACUUCAUUCAGAUGACAGUUCAAAACGAUAUUAUGUAUAAAGCAUUUAAUUCAACAAUAAUUUCGUUAUUCGCUUACGGAUUUUAUUCUAUUGCAACAAUUUUCUUUUAUACUCCAAAUGUUGGUGUUAUUACAACUCUCACGAUAUUUUUAGACAGAAGUUUCGUUAGUAUGCUGUAUGGCUCGUUUGGGUUUUCUUUAACUUUAUUUUUAGUAAUAUCAACAGUUUUAUUUUCAUUAAAGCUCCAAAAAUCAGAAAUACUUUCAUUACCCUGGAUAGUUUCAGCAUUUCUAUCAAUAUUAACCGCAUCUUUUGCGACAAUAAUGAAAUAUGAACUUUGUUUUAUGUUUUUAGUUCCUCUUAUCUUAGUUCUCGGCUGUUUUACAUCACCAAAAAAGGCUCCAAGCUGGCCAGUUGGGAUUUUGAUUUUCUUUUUAUUAUUAAUUAUUUCGAUUUUAACUCUUUUCAAGAUUGACUCUUCAUAUCAUAUUAUGCGCUCAUCAUUCGAUAUUCCUUCCUCAAAAGACUGUAUUAUUUCGAUAAUUAACGCAGAUUCAAACGGAUUAAUGAUUUUAUACGUAAUUUCUUGCAUCCCAGUAUUAGCAUUUGAAAGAAAAGUACUUUCAGUAACAAAUAUUUUAAUUGCUUUGUUUUCAAUAAUAAAUUCAAUAUUAACCUCAAUAUGUUCGUUUGUUUCCGAUAUCCCGGACUUAGCAUUAAGAGGUAUUUCAUGCAGACUGAUUUUUAUUGCGAUAAUUUCAAGUUUGAUCGCAUCAAAUUCUAAAAUUGGACUUGUCUGCAGUUCUUUGUGCUUCAUAGUAGCACUUAUUGAUAAUUUUGUCCCUUUACCACAUAGAAUGUUAUUAAAUUUUUAUAAAUAG
Molecule: messenger RNA, 1176 nt
Organism: Trichomonas vaginalis G3
Lineage: Eukaryota; Parabasalia; Trichomonadida; Trichomonadidae
Exons: 1
Coding region: 1-1176 (391 amino acids)
Source: RefSeq, a predicted model, not a curated record